Messenger RNA from Thelazia callipaeda (thelaziosis nematode), 1149 nucleotides. NCBI's taxonomy places the organism in Eukaryota, Metazoa, Nematoda, Chromadorea, Rhabditida, Thelaziidae. The record is from the annotation of a GenBank genome assembly.
AUGGCUCAACAAGUGGUAUGCAUUCGUUUACAGAAUCCAGUCCCAUCAGUUCUGUAUUCUGUUCCUGAAUCAGCAACAACUGACUUUAAAGAUUAUAGUGAUGAAGUUCUCUCAGAAGCUGACAAAUUGAUAAUUGAUAACUUUAUAUUGGACAGUGAUUCAGGUGAAAGUGAACCAAAGGACCUCAGUGAUAAGACAAAUAAAAGUAAAACAAUGGUGGAACUUCUCACAAAUAAAAAUGAAUCUGAACUUCCGUCUACUAAUUCAACGACUGGACUUCAUACAAUAAGCAUAUUAAGUGAGUUAUCAUUGUAUCCGAUUGUAAAAGUAAAAAAACUAAAGCCAAAUCGAAGAAAUGAAGAAUCUUCACCUGCCAAACAACCUGUAAUGCAGAAGGAGCUUACCCCAGAUCAAAAAAAUGAACAAUCUCUAAUACAGGAAGUUCUGAAGCGGUACUUGUCACCUGAUCUUUAUGAAUGGUAUAUUGAAAAGAAAAGUAUACAUAAUGAUUUGAUGAAUCCGAAAGCCAGCACUUCUUCGCAAGCAAAAAUACAAACAAGCCAAAACCUCGAAGACGACAGUGUCCUCAAGGAGGCUUUGAGAACAAUUAGCUUUGUUGGGUCAUACAAGAUAGUAGCGCAAUACUUUGGUUUACCUUCUGGAGAAUACCUUCAUCUACAAACUAUAAAAGCUUCACUGUACUUUUAUGAACUAGAAAAUGCUGCAAAAAUUGCAAUACGUGAAUGUGGCAAACGAAUUGUGAAUAUAAGUGACUUGCCAGACACCAAUGCAAGCUUUGUAAACAUCUAUGAUCGGUAUGAACCGUGCUCAAAACCGAUGCUAACAGCAUACAGUCUCUUUCUCCAAGGAAAUGAUUUGCUCCAAAUAUCCGAAAUGCUUUUAAUUCAUCCGAUUUAUUUGCAACUGAUUAUUAAAUUUCAUGAAUUGACGCAAGAAGAGUAUUUGAUUACCGAAUUAUCGGAGAACAUAAAGGCUCAAUUGAAUCCUGAAUAUGUAUCAACGAAUAUUAGCCUUGCUAUUUCUCAACGCAAAAUUGGGGAAGAAAGUAACGAAGAAAGGCAAGAGAGACUGAGUCGCAGUGGAUAUGGCCUCAGAACCUGUGCUAAAAAGAGUUAUCGAGAGUAUUGA